This is a messenger RNA of Lachancea mirantina, 987 nucleotides long. The record is from the annotation of a GenBank genome assembly. NCBI's taxonomy places the organism in Eukaryota, Fungi, Ascomycota, Saccharomycetes, Saccharomycetales, Saccharomycetaceae.
AUGUCACUUUUCUCUAAACUAUCGCAUCAAGAACUCCUUCUACUCGCGAAAAGGAGCUGUGUGCCACCGCUGUUGCCUAACUUUCACAAGGGCCAAAAUGGACGUGUGUGCAUUAUCGGUGGUUGUGAAGACUACACGGGAGCACCGUACUUCAGUGCGCAUUCGGCCGCGCUGUUUGGUGUAGACCUUACGCAUGUGAUGUGUGAAUUGAACGCUGCUCCUGUGAUUAAGAGCUAUUCGCCCAACUUGAUGGUGCAUCCGUACUUGCGCGAGAGCGGAUCUGCGAGCAUGGACAAAAUUUGUGCGCUGCUGGAUAGAAUGCACGUGUGCGUAGUGGGACCGGGAUUGGGCCGGAACACCAGCAUGUUGGAAACGACAAUCCAGAUUUUGGAGUAUUUGGUGCAAAAACACGAGGGCGCGAUUCCCGUCGUGCUGGACGCGGACGGGCUGUUUUUGGUUUCAAGUGACCCUUAUUCGAAGAAAGUGUGUAAUUUGCUGCGGCGGUUCCAGCCCGGUCGCGUGGUGUUGACGCCCAAUGUGGUUGAGUUUGGGCGUAUCACGAAGCGUCUGGGCUGUAAGACCGGCGCAGACGUGGCGCGUGAAUUGCAGUGCAUCGUGGUGCAGAAGGGCACGCACGACACGAUUUGGCAUCGUGAGGGCUCGCUCAAGUGCGCGAGCGAAGGCAGUAACAAGCGUGUUGGUGGUCAGGGCGACACAUUAACGGGCGCGAUCGCCGCAAUGCUUGCGUUUUCGCGCGCGACCCAUGAUUUCGAAAUCUGGAAACCGCCACAGAAGCUCGAAUGGGAACAAAUGGUCGUCUUGAGUUGUUACGUUGGGUGUGCUACAACACGCGAAUGUGCCCGACUCGCGUACGCGAGCGCAAAACGUGCCAUGCAAACUACAGACCUGAAUAACCAGGUGGGUCGCGCGUAUACCAAUUUGCUCGGAGACCCCGAGAACGACCGAGACGACGAGUCGCGUCUGUGA